Messenger RNA from Musa acuminata AAA Group (dessert banana), 2027 nucleotides. Its product is annotated as NADP-dependent glyceraldehyde-3-phosphate dehydrogenase-like. The coding region runs from base 144 to 1778 and encodes 544 amino acids. Lineage: Eukaryota; Viridiplantae; Streptophyta; Magnoliopsida; Zingiberales; Musaceae. The transcript has 8 exons. The record is from RefSeq and is a predicted model, not a curated record. Gene Ontology annotation, molecular function: lactaldehyde dehydrogenase (NAD+) activity.
AGCCUUGGUGUUCACCGCUUCGCCUCCCUAUCAAGCUCUUCUUCAUCACACGCUCGCGUUCGCUCCUUGCUCGCUCGGCGCUGAUCCCGGUGGUGGUGGGAGAGAGGAAGAGGGAAGCAGCUACUGCCGGUGGUGGGGCGGUCAUGGCGGGGACGGACGUGUUCACGGAGAUCGUUGAUGGGAAACAGGUCUACAAGUACUACGCGGACGGCGAGUGGAAGAAGUCCGCCUCCGGGAAGGCCGUCUCCAUCGUCAAUCCCACCACCCGGCAGACUCAGUACAAGGUCCAAGCAUGCACGCAGGAGGAGGUGAACAAGGUGAUGGAAGCUGCAAAGGCAGCGCAAAAGCUGUGGGCGCGGACACCGUUGUGGAAGCGGGCGGAGCAUCUCCACAAAGCGGCAGCGAUCCUCAAGGAGCACAGGGCCCCCAUAGCCGAGUGCCUCGUCAAGGAGAUUGCCAAGCCUGCGAAGGAUGCCGUCACCGAGGUGGUAAGAUCAGGGGAUUUGGUGUCAUACACAGCAGAGGAAGGCGUUCGGAUACUCGGAGAGGGCAAACUCUUAGUCUCAGAUAGCUUCCCUGGUAAUGAGCGCAGCAAGUACUGCCUCAGUUCCAAGGUUCCUCUUGGUGUUGUAUUAGCUAUCCCUCCCUUUAAUUAUCCUGUGAAUUUAGCGGUCUCUAAAAUUGCCCCUGCGCUAAUCGCCGGCAACUCGCUGGUGCUCAAGCCUCCAACUCAGGGUGCAGUUGCUGCUCUUCACAUGAUACAAUGCUUUCACCUUGCUGGUUUCCCAAAGGGCCUGAUCAGCUGUGUCACCGGCAAAGGAUCCGAAAUAGGUGACUUUCUAACGAUGCACCCCGGAGUAAAUUGCAUAAGCUUCACCGGAGGUGAUACCGGAAUUGCCAUUUCAAAAAAGGCUGGAAUGAUCCCUUUACAGAUGGAACUCGGUGGAAAGGAUGCGUGCAUUGUGCUUGAAGAUGCUGAUCUCGACUUGGUUGCCUCAAAUAUAGUGAAAGGAGGUUACUCUUACAGGUCAUGCAAUCAGAGAACAAUCUUGGUUAAUGUUCAUAUGUGUUUUGUUGAACGUCUCUUGAUUUACUCGACAUGUUGCAGCUUCUAUUUCUCUUGUUUCAUCCAUCCAGUCUCAAAUUGCUUUACUUUUGUUCAUCACAGUGGUCAAAGAUGCACAGCUGUUAAGGUAGUUCUAGUCAUGGAAUCAGUAGCUGAUGCUGUCGUGGAGAAAGUGAAGUCUAAAAUGGCAAAACUAUCGGUCGGAUCACCGGAGGACGACUGCGACAUCACUCCGGUUGUAUCAGAAUCUUCGGCAAAUUUCAUAGAAGGAUUGGUGAUGGAUGCAAAGGAAAAAGGAGCCACAUUUUGCCAGGAGUACCGGAGGGAAGGAAAUCUCAUCUGGCCAUUGCUACUUGAUCAUGUCCGGCCUGAUAUGAGGAUUGCUUGGGAAGAACCCUUCGGACCUGUCUUGCCUGUGAUCCGGAUCAGCUCUGUUGAGGAAGGCAUCCACCAUUGCAAUGCCAGCAACUUUGGCCUCCAGGGAUGCGUCUUCACAAGAGACAUCAACAAAGCGAUACUGAUAAGCGACGCUAUGGAGACGGGAACUGUUCAGAUAAAUUCGGCCCCAGCUCGAGGACCUGACCAUUUCCCCUUCCAGGGCUUGAAAGACAGUGGCAUCGGUUCACAAGGGAUUACUAACAGUAUCAAUAUGAUGACGAAGAUCAAGAGCACUGUUAUCAACCUACCGUCUCCAUCUUACACCAUGGGUUGAAAGAUCUGGUAGGCUAUAGUGCAGCUGUUAAAUAAGUAUCAGAAAAUAUAUGAGCUCAGUUAAGUUUGCAUAUUGGCUUUCAUCUGUAAUGAAAAACAAAUGUAAAAUGGCAUGUUUGCCAUAUCUAGCAAUGAUGAACUGAAAAUGCAAAUUCAUGGAUAAUUUUCUUUUGUGGAGGAUAAAUUCUCACUCUUUUUAUGUUCUAAGAUUUGAUGAAAAUUGUAAAAGAUCAUUGGUUUGGUGGUCUCA